AUGGAUGAUAGUGAAUGGGAUGAAGGGCCAAGUAACAGAUAUGAGGGAGAGGAAAAGGACGAGGAGGGAAUUGAAGGGGGUGAAGUGCAAAGAAAACCAAGUGAGGUAGAGGAAGCGCAAAGGAAAAGAAAAGAGGGAGAUGAUGGAGAGGAUCCGCAAAGAAAAAGAAGGGAGGGCAAGGAAGUGAAAAGUAAAAAAAGUGAGGAAAAGGAAGUGCAAAUAAAGGAAUGUGAGGAAGCGGAUGAUGAAGUUGUUUUGGUUUGUGAUGACAUUGGUGAGAGCACGGCGGGGACAACUGUUGAGUUUAAUCUCGGGGAUAUUGAUUUGGAUCAACCUACAGCUGUGCUAUCUGAGUUGAACGUUUGGUUGAAUGAUAAAGGUAAAGCUGUGGAACAAGGGGUCCAAUUACGAAAGAGAAAGAGGAUUAUUCCUAUGUGGAAGAUCAUUGAAGCUAGUGAAUUGGUGAAAAAAACUGUGCCAGAGACAACCCGACUUCGGAUGUUAGACCCAAUGAAGGCGAUUCCGCAUGAUGAUAUGGUGAAAUUGCUGAAACUUUGUUGGGAAUGGCGCCUUAACCCAAAUUUAGUGAUGCAAUUUGGCCACGUCGAAGCUGAGAUUGAAUUCUUCGCUUCCCUCGUAAAAGCUGACGGUUGGCUGACAGGAGAUCACAUUGAUUUGGGGUUGUAUCUCAUCCGGAAGCGACAACAAGAUUUGGAGGUUGUAGAAAUAUCGAACUGGACAACGACCGAUGUAUUUUUCAUGAAUCACAUCCAUACUUGCUUUGCGGAUAAUAAAAGAAAAAAAGAGCAGGCUGGGUGGAAAAUUAGAAACAGUUUAGUGAACGUUGUAAAUGGCAAGGUUCCGGCGUGUGGGGUGGAUUGGCAGAACGUGUAUAAGGUGUAUGCCCCUUGUAUGUUGACGAAGCAUAAGAAUUGGGUGGCUCUAAUGAUUGAUCUGGUUAAGUGUGAAAGCAAAGUGUACGAUUCAAUGGUUUCACUUAUUCCAGAUGAGAUGUUAAAGGAAGAACUCGCCCCGCUUUCAAUUACGAUUCCAAAUCUUCUCAACUCCAUCGACUUUUAUGAAGAAGGUGUUUACGCAAACGACUGCAGCAGAGAUUGGUGGUGUCCAUGGCCAAUAGAACGUGUGGAUGUUCCACAACAAUCUAAUCAAGGCGAUUGUGGCAUGUUUGUGUUGAAGUACAUUGAGCUUUUGAGCGCUGAGAUUCCGUUAGCUACUUGCACCGCGCAGAACAUGCCCUUUUUCCGGUUGAAGUUGGCUGCAGAGAUAUUACGGGGAGAUGCUUACAUGCCAUGAUAGUGGU
Messenger RNA from Prunus avium (sweet cherry), 1321 nucleotides. NCBI's taxonomy places the organism in Eukaryota, Viridiplantae, Streptophyta, Magnoliopsida, Rosales, Rosaceae. The record is from RefSeq and is a predicted model, not a curated record.